Molecule: messenger RNA, 1092 nt
Organism: Plasmodium gonderi
Lineage: Eukaryota; Apicomplexa; Aconoidasida; Haemosporida; Plasmodiidae
Exons: 2
Coding region: 1-1092 (363 amino acids)
Source: RefSeq, a predicted model, not a curated record
AUGUUAAUCUUAAAAUUUGCAUUUCUUAUAUUUUUCGUCCUGAGGUGCUUAAGUAGGAAUAGACAAAAAGACAAAAGUGUAAUCAUUAUAAACGAUGAAAUAAAAACAAUAAAAAGUCCAAUUCACUGUAUUUUAGCUGUUUAUUUUGUACUUCGCAAUGAACUGUACAAAACAUGUGUUCAACACAUUACGAAGAAACAAAGUGAAAUCCAUGUAAUCGUACAAAAGAAUGUUGAAGAUACAUGGAAAACACAAGAAAAACUAUUUAGUGACUUAUCAUGGGUUGAAGUUCCAUCUAUCUUCAAUUUUAUAAAUAAAGAUGAGGCUGUAAUUAUAAUUUGUAAAUAUAAAGAUAAGUCCAAAGAAGAUGGUGCAAUUUGUGAACGCUGGAGCACUUCUACAGGUGAAAAUUACACAAAGGAAGAUGUUGCAAUAGAUAAAGAAGUUUUUAAUAAUAAAAAUAUAGAAUCAUACACGUCUCAUCCUUUGAAAAUAUCCAAUAAAGAAUAUUUCCUCAUAUGUGGAGUACGCUAUUUCGAUUAUGAAAAUGAUAGCAUAGACAAUUUUAUUUCUUGCAGCGCCAGUGAAGACAAGGGGAGGAAGUGGACGACAAAAAUCCUGAUAAACUACAAACAAUAUAAGAGUCGAAUGCCUCAUUCCUACGUGAAACCUGUUGUAUUAAACGAUGAAUUCGGGUUAUACUUCUAUUCAAGAAGAAGUACCAGUCAUUCCAGCAGAGAAUACAAGUACAUGAAAUGCACUAAAGAUGAAAAACACACAAACGAUAACGAAUAUAAGUUUAACUGCAGUGAUGUUAAUGUCACGAGAUCAAACAAAAUAUUGCAAAACAUAACUAAAUUAAAUGGACAUUAUCUAACAAAUUAUAUAUUGAGAGAUAAUUUCAAAGAGUGCUAUUUGUAUUAUUCUGACGAAAAUGCUAUUGUUAUUAAACCAAAAAUACAAAACUAUAAUCUCAGUGGAUGUUAUGAAGGAUCCUUUAUCAAUUUGAAUGAAUCGAAGUCAUUAUUUAUAUAUUCUACAGGAUAUGGAGUUCAAAAUAUACACAGUUUAUAUUGUCUCAAAUAUGACUAA